Molecule: messenger RNA, 7771 nt
Organism: Triplophysa dalaica
Lineage: Eukaryota; Metazoa; Chordata; Actinopteri; Cypriniformes; Nemacheilidae
Gene: bend5
Product: BEN domain containing 5
Exons: 6
Coding region: 383-1606 (407 amino acids)
Biological process (GO): negative regulation of DNA-templated transcription
Molecular function (GO): DNA binding
Source: RefSeq, a predicted model, not a curated record
AACUCCUAACUUUUUCACAGAAACCACUCACAAAUCCUUAACAGCAUACACCGAUAAUAGCUUAUUUUUAUAUUCCAGAUUUCUCAAUUACAAUAAACAGCAACUUUGUCACAAAACAAACAACAACACAAUAUUAAUGGCACUUUGUUUGAACCCCCAAACAAACCUCUGGUUCCUGUUUUGAUUAGUAAAGUCUCUGUAAGGGAAGAGGGGGCGCUGUGCGUCUCCUCCGCUUAGACGCACCAGCCAGACAGUAGCAGUCGAUCGCAGAGGCCUCAUCCACUGUCUCCCCCUCUUUGUGUUUAUAUAUGUUUUUUAAAAUCUUUUUUGAGGGAAGCUGCCAAGCCCUAUCCCAAAGAGCAGGGACCAAAGAGCAAAAAUAAUGUACGCUUUCGUGCGUUUCUUGGAGGACGACAUGUGCUACGCGUUACCUGUGUCAGACGUGAAAGAUUUCCAGCCUUUGCACAAAAGAGAUUUUGAUGAUCAGAAGGUGUAUGUGGUGCUGAGAGGCACAGGCCAGCCUGCAAAAGCACACAUCCUCGCCCUGGCAGAAAGCAUUGAGGAAUUUGAGCACAGUAUUAUGCAAAAGAAGAUGAAAAUACCCAAGAUGUCUAACAGAAACACAGCGGAGAAUCACGUUGGGGAGGAAAGAAUGCCCCUUAGACAUAAAAAGGUCCAGUCGCCGGAACAGCAGCGGACCAGUUCAAACUCUUCAAAGAGCCUGGCUGCGGUGGUGGCGCGACUGGAGAGGAACGCUGUGAACUCAUGCGUGGAGGGAGAAGAGCUAGACAGACUCACAAAUGAGGAGGAGGAAGAGCAGGAUGAGGCCGUUGUGCCUCGCGUGCUGUAUGAGGAGCUGGUGCACAGCUACAGACAGCAGGAGGAGGAAAUGCGACGUCUGCAGCAGGAACUGGAGCGCACGCGCAGACAGCUGCUGCAGCAGGCCAAGAAACUAAAGGAGUAUGGAAGUCUGCUGACCGAAGUUAAGGAGCUGCGUGACUUUAAUAGACGUCUGCAGGAUGUCCUGCUCAUGAGACUUGGAAGUGAGCCGAUGCAUGACAAUGGUACACAGACAAUCAGAGCAGAGGUGGUUGAGCCAAUCAGUGAACCACAGGAGGCGUGUCCAAAGGAGGCCAACACUAGCUCCAACCACUCCCCGUCACCUAGGACCGUCUACACCUUCAAUGAUGGAAAAGUGCACUUGGGUGGAGGUAUUUGGGUGGAGGAAGAGAAGUGGCAUCAGCUACAACGGACACAGGGAGACUCGAAAUUCACCAAAAAUCUGGCGGUGAUGAUCUGGGGCACAGAAACUCUAAAGAACCGCAGCGUCACCGGCGUCGCUACAAAGAAGAAGAAAGAUGCCCUACCUAAACCACCACUAUCUCCAAGCAAGCUCAAAAUUGUCAGAGAGUGUCUGUAUGACCGCGUGUCUCAAGAAACAGCCGACAGCGCGGAGAUCACCCAGCGAUUAUCCAAAGUGAACAAAUACAUCUGCGAAAAGAUUAUGGAUAUCAACAAAUCCAUCAAGAACGAGGAACGACGAGAGUCCAAGCUACUCAUCCAACAGACAGUGAAGAUGGAAAACUUUCCCUACGACGGCCUGUAGGGGGUUUCCAAGUUGUCACCAUAGCUCAUUCUACUCCUCAAGGACAUCUGGUGGAGAAGGUGCACAUAAUCACUGGCGCUGCCAAUUGAGAUUUUCACAGAUGCCCUCCCACAACCUUGACCUCUUUUUACUCCGUAUUCCUUGUUUCAGGCCUGUCUGACAGCUUUACCUCUCCCCACACUGCAUUAGCAUUCUGGCGUGCAUUCUGUGAGCGAAUCGGGCGGGGUGGGGCAUGGUUUUGUAAGCUUGAUUGGGGAAUUUUGGGGUGGGUUGGAUAUUACACAUGUUAGAGAGGAGCGAUCCUUUAAAUCGUGUUCGAGGGAAAAUGUGUUUGGCACAUCGGCUUGUGUUCUGUGUCAGAACAUGUUCUAAUGUAUUAAAGAGGAAAGGAAAGGAUUUCCUUCCGAAGUCUUGUCUUUGGAGGAUGUUUGUAGGCGUCGCAAAGGCUGGGUUAGAUUCGGAGGCGUAGAGGAGGUGGGUCACUUCAUAGGCACCAUCUGCUAAAGGUACUUAACAUAGAGUUGCACUUUUAAACAGGGUCACACCCUGAGUUGUCUUAACGAGCGAUUGAUUUAAUUAAUCAAUCCAGGCCCAAUUGCUCCCAUUAAUUGCUUUCCUGAGAUGACUACUGAUGGUCUGUUCUUGUUCUUGAUAGGUUGAGAGGGUGCAUGUAGCCAGUGUUACUAAACAGUGGUCCUCCGAGAUGAAUUGGCGGCAUUUCUUUGGAUAUAAGAAAUAUCCAAAAGGUGCACGGAUUUGGGGUUUUGUUCCUGUUUUUAUCAAUACAGGUUUAUCAGUAUGUUUACAGUGUUUUGUUUGCAUAUCUAAAGGCAAUUCAAGGUCUUCGGGUCCUUCUUGGAAGUUGAGAUGUCGUGAUUAUGAAGUUUUAUUGAUUUGGAAAUGGUGAACAAAACAUGACUUGAAAACAGAAAUGUACAAAUUUCUAAUAAUGUUUGAUAAUCUCUUGUACACAAAAACAGCACAGGGAUAGUUGACUAAUAAACUGUUAAUGUGUCCUAUGGUGUGACAGCCAUUUAGAAAAAUCGAACAAUGAAGGUUAAUCCCUCUUCUGUUUUAUUUUAGAAAUAUUAAUAACAUAACAAUAUAUUAUUAACAGCUUAUUUAAAAACAUGCUGCCGUGUCACACCAUAGAACACAUGCAUGAUAUAUUAUUCAACUACCCACAUACGUGACAAUAAUAAAUAUCGACCAAUAGAAAAUAUGCAAACAGAAAGAAACAACCUAUUUAAUUUUAGUGAACUUAACAAACUAGUUUCGAUCAAUUAGUUAUUGUAUUAUCGGAUAUGCUAAGAUGGUCACCACCCAAGACCUUUUACCAGCCAUAAAUUGCACUUGUGACCGAGGGUAAGUGGAAAUCCGAGCUGGGCUGCAAGGCCUUUUUUCCAGCUGGCAAUCAUUGGGAACUGUGUUCUCCGUUUUAUAGCAAGCUGUGAUUGUAAUAUGAGCUGAUAUUGCUUUAACUGCACUUUGGUGUGUGAGUGGAGAGACGCCAGGCGCCACGUGUUGAUGUGGGGUAAAACUGUCAGCAGUGCUCUGUAUUGCAAACAUUAACCUCUUCCUCCGGAUCAGACGAACAGCAGGAUGUCUGCUUCAGCCCACCUGUAGAGGGCACACUCUUUAGGGGAGAAAAUAAGAUAUUGUGACAACUUAAAGUGAGCCAUGCUUUCCACACUUGAGUCCUUUGUCUCCCCUUAGUGUACCCUUUUUUCCUUAUUUCGCAAACUGUUUGUGUGGCUUGGCGUAAGGAAAACAAAACAAAGACCCCUCCUGCAGAUUCAGGUUCCCAUGUGAUGCCAUAACUGUGAAUUAACCACAGAUGCCACGCCAGCCCACUCUCUGGUUUUUGUUUAUUUUGUUGGAUUUUAUUUUUUAUUUUCGACUACAUUUGUGGGGUGGAAAUGUCAGUGUAUAUUUGGAAAAUAUUUGUAUCUUUUUGGACGUUUCAUUAAUUGCAUCCAGGUUGCACCUUAUCUCACUAAAGCUCCUGGUUCGAAAAGAGAGUCUAAUAAUAUUGUAAUUCUGUCUUUAUCUUUGCUGGUUCAUUUAUAGUUUAUAAUCAUUUCUACUUUUUACAGUGUAUAUGUGGUGUUUCAAUAUUAUCGUAGAUUAUGGGUACUCAACGUUUUUUAAAGAUUGCAGGGCACUUCACGAUUACAUCCUCUGUAAUGACAGAAACCCAUAUCACUUAAACUGAUCCUAUCAUGGAUUUUUACCGCAGGUAUAUCAGCGCUUGAAGAACUUUAGUUUAUGAAUUUCACCUCACUGUGAGUCAUUUGUUACAGACUAUCUCAUUUCAUUUGGAAUCAUUUCCGUUGAGAGGCAGUCUUUGCCCGCCUUUCCGUUCAGAGGAAGUCAUUGUCCAUCUUUUACAACGUAGCACUUUAAUCUUAUAAAAAUCCAUUACUGUUGACUUCAGAACCAAGCAAAAAAUGAGUCAACAUUAAAAUAUAACCAUAGUUGUUUAAACAAUUCUGGUUACAGAAGACGAUUAGGGCCUGGUAAAAAGAAUGAAUAUCAAGACAUCAAGCAAGAUUUAAGUUGAUAUAUUUCACAAAGAAAAGUUGAUCAGAUGAGUUGCUUUUAUGAAAUGGUGUACAUUUUCAAGUCAUAGUGUCUCAAGAGUUAACUCAGAAAAAAACAUCAGAGUAAAUAAGGAACACUCAACCCUUCAAUGAAGAUUUUACUUAUCUUUGUAAGUCCUGUUUGAACUUUUUUCCAGCCCAUUUUGAGCAGUUUAUUAUUUUAAUCUUUUAAUUAUUAUUUGAUUUCAUCAAUUCUGAUUUCUUUUAUUCUUUUUAGUUACCUUGCAUCAAAAUGUAACUACUUUAAUCUUGCACAAUGAUGACCAAGAUCUUUCUUUUCUUUACUUGACCCCAGUCCUUUCCGUAUCAAGCCAGUGGUUUAUUGCGCAUGUGUGUCUUUGCAGAAACAUAAUCCAUCCAUCAGUUUUCUACCUUUCAGUCGUGGUUUAGCAGCCAUUUGUUUGUUUUUUUCAUUCUCUUGAGCUGUGAAAGUUAUUCCUCUUAUCCCUUCAUACAGCAAUGUACCUCCAAUAUGUCAAGGUAAUUACACGAGAGGACAGAUUGUAAUGAGGUUCUUUUGUUCCACUGAAUGUCUUUCUCUUCUUCAUUUUUUUUCUGUAGAUAUUUCCUGUAUUGUGUGAUAUGCUUAUUGAAUAUUUGAUGUUUCAUAAUGGGCUUACGUACAGUGCGGGUGUACUGGAAAAUGACAGCUUUAACUGUGCCGAGGGUGAUUGCUAGCCAGACAUUAUCCAUGUGGUCAUAAUUUUGCGUUGAGGUUUGUGGAAUCGUUGCCUUGAAAAGGACUAAAGUGUUGCUUCUUUUGCUCUUUGUCUCGCUGCUGUGCAGAGACUGAAUUUUGCCACAGCAGCAUUCAGAUCCAAGGAAAAUGAAAGUUUUAAGUAUCUUUAGUUCAGAUGAAACCAGUGUAUACCGUCAGACUUGGAAAAUAAUAAUUUCAGUAUUUAUAGGCUUAAAGGCUACAAAAGUGAACCAAUAACUCUCAGAGGCAGUAUUUCUGUGAUCUCUGUAGGUUGGUGGCCUAUGCGUUUGAGUGGCUUUGUAAUAGCGGUGCUUAGCUUUGAGCUGGCCUGUGCUUUUGGAAAUGACAGGACCAGGCCAAAGCGCAAGAGGGAUCAAUAUAUAUUUGUUGUUCUUGGCAUGUUUGCCAAGACAUGUUUUGUCAUUUGCGUAUUCAUUCUGAAUCUGAAUGUGUGUUCGUCUUUGGGGUUGUGUUGUUUUGUUAAAAAUAAGUGGAGUCUCCGCAUGGACAUUUUGUGAUCGGUCUUGCACAAAAAAGGCCCUUGCUACCGUUUCCAGAGUUAUCUAAGCUAAACACAAAACGAAAUAAACAGCCAGAAUUUAUUUUUGCUUAAAUUGUUUCUUGAUUUUACAAGAUGUCAGUUUCAGGAUUAUGUUGUUUUUUGAUGGUGUGUGUGUGUGGGCUAUUAUGGCUAUAUUGCUUAGAUUAAAUCAUGAAUAUUUCUUUUCUUUAAACCCUUUUUGUUAUUUUUUAAUGCCAAAAAAGCAGAGGGCACAAGUUCUUGGGGGAAAAAUAGUUAGCAACGCUUUGGACUGCUUCACUAACCUACAUGCUGAGAUUGUCAAUCAAAUGCUGAGGACCCGCCCACAUGCCAUAGCUAUUCUGAAACUGCCCAGUACUCCGCUUAAGCAAGAACCACAACUUCUUAUUGCCGCCACGUUUCACUUUUUUCCAAAUUUCAUGAUUUGAAAGGUUUGUAAUCAAUUCAAAGCCAUUCUAUUCACAAUAUUAUCCUCUAGUUAAAGUGAAAAAUGUAUUUUUGAUACAAAUAAAACGUUCAGGUUGUUCUUAGUCUGAAAACAAGCAUGUUGUUUCACAGUUCUACCUCAUUGCUGCUCAUUGUUGUCUAGGUUUGCGUCGUUCUAAGGGCAAUCUCACAAUCCUUGUACCUCGUUCUCAUUCAGACAAUUCUAUCGCUCAGAGUAGAAUAUGUAACAUUUCAUAUUUUUAAUUCCCAAACACCUGUUUAUGCUGAUGUUCUGUCAGUGUCAGUUUUGUGGUAAAAGGAGCUCUGUAGUGUUUUAAUCUUGAUGGUGCUACCAGCAGACAUGGGUUCUCUUAAUCUGUUACUUACCUCAAGUGGUGCUAAUUUUCUAACACCUGCUCUGCAUUGCAUGUGCAAAACUAGUGAUCUGUUAAUUUAAUAAUUUAAUCAUACUUUAAAUAAAAACAAAUCACACCCCGAACAUGUUUUAGCUCAAAUCAAAUAAAUCAUACCUCUAACCAAUUACCUCACAUACUUUAAGAUCAAAAGAUGAGAUUUUACGCAUUUAACACCCUGUAAUGUAAUGCUGGAGUAAAACUAGAUCAUCUGUACCAUCUACCUAAAUAUUACUGGGCAGUUGACUGCAGUGUGGUCCUCAGCAGAAAUGUGAAAGUGGAAUAACUGUGGGACUAACACAGUAGUCUGUGUAGGGCGGUGGUGAUAUUGUGCAGAGGGUUUUCUUAACUUACCAAAGUGAUUCCCUCCCAAAGAUGCUUUUUUGUUGUUGUUAAAACCUGUCUGAAAAAAGACUCUUGAUUUUCAGUUUUACGAGAAAGGUUUUAUAGCUACUCAGAAAUGCGGGUGUGUUGAGUGAUCACAGGAAUACAAUCAGUCGCAUCUUUUUGUGACGUUUUAACUGUUUGUUCAGUAGGAUACUAUGUGAGUACUGAACACAAUUGUGUUAUUGGUCCGCUAACACCAGUUGUUUUUUCAGUGAUUUUAUGUCAUAGGAGGCAGGUGUGUCAUAGGCUUUGUAAACUGACCUCAAGGCCAGAAUUGACCGUUUUGCAUUUAAUCCGAACAUUCUUAUUUUUCGUUUUCUCUUUGUCAUGUCUCAUUCAUCUCCUUCAUUCUUGCUGCUGAAUAAAUAUCUGAUAAUAUAUAUAUAUAUAUAUAUACUGUAUAUAUAUAUAUAUAUAUAUAUAUAUAUACACGUAUGUAUGUGUAUAUAUGUAAAGUAUGUGUUAAUCAAUAUUUUUGGAAAGACGUUGAUGGACACUGUGGCAUAAAAUAACUGUGAAACAUGCUCUCUUUCAGGUCUGUGUUUGUGUUUUUUUAUAUAUGGUCACAUACUGGUAAUACUGGCUUUACCACGGUGUAAAUGAGGGGAGUAGCGUUGACCCUGGGCUGUUGCGAGCAGGACAUAUUAAUACAUUGUGCUAUUGACGAUGAUCUUGUUUCUCAUGAAUAUGUCUGCAUACAGAUUAAGCCCAAGUCUGGACUAAACGGACACUUGUAUUCAUACUGUGUUUUAGGCUGAACUUUGCUUCAGCUAAACUCGGCCUCACUGCACCUCACGUCGACCUCCAUGGGGACUUGAACAAAAAAACAAGGUUAGAAACACAACGAAAAGAAAAACAAAACGCGAACCAGUUGCACUCCUCACCUGUGCGCAGCUGGUUGUGUGCGUGUACAUGUGUGUAUGAGCGUGUGCGUGCUGCAGUAUGAGUUUCCUUGUUUAAUGUACAGAUCAACAGAAUAAAUUCAGGCUUUUAUUCUACAAACAAACAACUGUCAUUGAGCUGUUGUUUUCUUUUCCAUACUUUUUUUUCUGGUUUUUAAAGCAUAUAUGUGAAUUAAAGUGAAUGGACAAGCUG